ACCUCUUAUGUCUAUGCGUUUGAGGAAAAAAUGCACGAAAGAAUCAAACAUUUACAACUCCAGCAAUGAUUGAUGCUGCCUUCACUCCUCAUUAAAGCCUGUUUUUAAUGUGAACCUGUUGGGCUGCAAAGGAGGGUCCCAGCAGAUAAGGAACAAAGCCAGAGUUGAAAUGGCCUUAAAGACGGAAAACGAGGGGCUGGACAAUCCUGCGUUUCACAUGGAUGAGCAAGUUAUCGGUCAACUGAGUGGACAACCAAAAACGAAUGAUGUUAAGUGUGAGGACGGCGUGGACAGAAAUAAACCAACGUAUUGUGUGACUGAUGUUCCUUCGUGGUACCUUUGUAUCUUCCUGGCUGUUCAGCACUACCUGACCGCCUUUGGUGGGAUCAUCUCCAUCCCCCUCAUCCUCUCAGAGGGGCUGUGUCUGCAGCAUGACAGCCUGACCCAGAGCUUACUCAUCAACACCAUCUUCUUCGUCUCCGGCAUCUGCACCCUCCUGCAGGUGACCUUAGGUGUCAGGCUUCCUAUUCUACAGGGAGGUACCUUCGCCUUGGUAACCCCAGCCAUGGCCAUGCUGACCAUGCCAGACUGGAAGUGCCCUGCUUGGACCCAGAAUGCCAGUCUGGUCAACACCUCCUCCCCUGAGUUUGUGGAAGUGUGGCAGAGCCGCUUGAGAACACUUCAGGGCUCAAUCAUGGUGGCCUCCGUCCUUCAGGUUCUUGUUGGUUUCUCUGGGCUGAUUGGCUUCCUCAUGCGCUUCAUUGGACCCAUGACCAUCGCCCCAACUGUCUCUCUCAUCGGUCUAUCCUUGUAUGAGUCAGCCGGAGACAAGGCGGGCAGCCACUGGGGCAUCUCUGCGAUGACGGCUGUGCUGAUUAUCCUCUUCUCUCAAUACUUACGUCUCAUACAAGUCCCUCUUCCAGCGUACAGCAAAUCCAAGAAGCUCCACACUUCAAACUUCUUUAUGUUUCAAACAAUGCCGAUUUUACUGGGCCUUGCAGUCUCCUGGUUGGUGUGUUACCUCCUCACCAUCUACGAUGUUCUACCAAAAGAUUCAGCUGAAUACGGACACUUGGCCCGAACUGAUGUUAAAGGAAAUGUUGUGAGUGAGGCCUCUUGGUUCAGGGUUCCUUAUCCUGGUCAGUGGGGGGUACCAACCGUGAACCUGGCAGCUGUGUUUGGGAUGCUGGCUGGGAUCAUCUGCUCCAUGGCAGAGUCUGUGGGCGACUACCACGCCUGCGCCAGGCUGUCCGGGGCCCCGCCGCCCCCAAACCACGCCAUCAACCGGGGCAUAGGUGUUGAAGGUGUUGGCUCAUUAUUGGCGGGGGCCUUUGGCACAGGCAACGGAACUACUUCUUUCAGCGAGAAUGUGGCAGCGCUUGGCAUCACCAAAGUGGGCAGUCGUACAGUGAUUCUACUGAGUGGCAUUUUCAUGAUUUUAAUGGGAGUUUUGGGCAAAAUUGGAGCCGUCUUUGCAACGAUCCCCACACCCGUGAUUGGAGGGAUGUUCAUCAUCAUGUUUGGCGUCAUAACUGCUGCUGGGAUUUCUAACCUCCAGUACGUGGACAUGAACUCCUCAAGAAAUAUCUUCGUGUUUGGUUUCUCCCUGUUUUCUGCCCUUGUCAUUCCAAACUGGAUCACGAAGAAUCCCGGAUAUCUACAAACAGGAAUCACAGAACUGGACCAAGUUUUGCGCAUUUUAUUUACCACCCACAUGUUCAUCGGAGGGUUCUUUGGCUUCUUUCUGGACAACACCAUUCCUGGCACUAAAGUUGAGCGUGGCCUUCUGGCAUGGAACCAGGUCCAUCUUGAAGACUCCACUUGCAGCAUGGUAUCUGAGGAGGUGUACGACUUCCCGUGUGGCAUAGCUGCUUCCGUCCAGUCCCACUCUUGGAUCCGUUAUGUGCCUUUCUGCCCACGGAAGAACUGCGAUCCUCAGAAGAAGCAGGAAACCACCGACGCGCCGCAGAGCACACGUGUCUGAGUUUGGAGACGUUUUUACAAGCAGAUGCUGACAUUGACACAAACAACUCCCUGCUUGACUUUAUAUAUAUUUUUCUUUCUUAAAAAUGUUUAUACAUAAUUUUUCUUUCAUUCGUUAAAAGAAUUUGUGUGUAAAACUGAAGAUCUGCAGAAUGCAAACGUGUCCUGUUUAAACCCAGAGGAUCACAUGCUUUCUAUUUUUUAUUAACCUCACAUGUUUCACAUCGACAGUCAACUGCAGUUGAUCUAAGAUUGACGUUUUCACUACUUGGGACUGUCUCUUCAGAAGGAAAUAAAAGGUUCAUGUUCUGUCAGAGCUGUGCAUGAAAACAAAAAGCUAUAAUGUGUUUUUUUUUCAUCUCCUGUGUAAAAGGAAAUUAAAUUGUAGAUACAUAUUAGUAUUACACAGCACAAUCUCUACAAUAUUGGAGCUAAAAGGGCUCUGGAUCUUUUUAUUGUGUUUUAUUUUGGAGAAAACAAAGAUAAGUCAUAGUCUCAUUUGCUGUUUGCCCUCCUGGCUGUCAGCGUCUGUACUCAUUUCCUCUGUGUAACCGCCUCUGACAGCCAGGUGCUUUUACCUCUGGCCUGUUUGACCAGCAGCUUUUGUGCAAUUUUAGAAAAGUAUGCAGCUAUUUUCAUCCAAAAAGUAAGGUUUUUGAAUGAAAAUUGGAGGUUUGUGCAAUAAAAAGGCAUAAUUUUGUGUUUUUACUAACCAAUGAAUCCCUUUUACUUGUUCUUCCAUCAAAGACUUUAGAGGGAAACUGGUCACAAGAGACAGAAAUCCUUUGUGUAUGUUUUGUCUGUUCAUCCAACUGCUGGAAUUAUUUUUUGCACUAUAUGUAACAGCAUUACAUUGGUUUUAUAUGUAUAAAAUUGAAUAACAUU
Molecule: messenger RNA, 2868 nt
Organism: Oryzias latipes (Japanese medaka)
Lineage: Eukaryota; Metazoa; Chordata; Actinopteri; Beloniformes; Adrianichthyidae
Product: solute carrier family 23 member 1
Biological process (GO): transmembrane transport
Cellular component (GO): membrane
Molecular function (GO): transmembrane transporter activity
Source: RefSeq, a predicted model, not a curated record